UAUCUGUGCUUUGUUUUCUCACAAAUACAAUCUCUGUUUGCCUCUCAGGAUUCUCUGAAGUCUGCUAUCUUUCUGCGUGGCUAAGCAUUUUAGGAUCAGAUCUGAGUUUAAUUGUGCUAGCCAUCUUUCUCUGAGUCUCCAAGCAUAAUGGCUGAACUCGUCCUCAACUUCGUCACCCCAAUCAUAGAGAAUGCAGUUUCCAAAGCAAUUUCACUUGCUUCUGCACAGAUCAGCAUGGCGUGGGGUCUGAAGAGGGAGCUUGGAAAGCUUUCUCGAACACUAACUAUGAUCCAAGGAUUGCUUCAAGAUGCGGAAGGGAGGCAGGAAAGCAAUCCAGCCAUAUGGAAUUGGUUACAGGACCUCAGAGAUGUAGCUUAUGAUGCAGUGGAUGUACUGGAUGAGUACGGUUAUGAGGUUCUUAAGCACAAAGUUCAGAUUAAUGAGUCUCUGGUUAGAAUCAAAGACAAUGGGGUUUUGGUUUUGCUGAUCAGAUGUAAUGACCAAAGUCAUUCUACUGCCAGUGUUAGGCAAUAUCCUAAGACAGAUUCCAUCCUCGACUGUUCAAAAGUUGUUGGAAGGCAUAAUGAUGUCUUAAAAAUUGUCAACAUGUUAGAUAACAUAAGGAGUCAACAUGUCCUCUCUGGCAUUUCAAUAGUAGGCUUUGGGGGCAUAGGCAAGACAACAUUAGCGAAGUCAAUAUGCAGUAUGGUAAAAGAACAAAAGUUGUAUGACCUGGUGGCUUGGGUUUGUGUGUCUGAGGAAUUUGAUGAGAAAAUAAUAUUAGGAGAUAUGUUAGAAUACCUUGAUAGUUCUGUUGGUCGUAUGAAUAAUAUAGAUGCACUUAUUCAGAAGCUUGGGCAGGAGUUAGAAAAUAGAAAAUUUCUUCUAGUUCUUGAUGAUGUGUGGAAUGAUGAUAGAGACAAGUGGGAUAGUUUCAUAUCUCGUUUGUUAAAAAUUUUAAAAACCAGUGGAAACUCCAUUCUUGUGACUACUCGUAGUGUUAAGGUAGCAUCCAUAAUGAAGGCACUUCCAAUGCAAAAACAUGAUAUGGUAAAGCUAUCAGAUCAUGAAUGUUGGUUGAUAAUUGAGGACGUAGUUCUCAGAUCAUCAACGGAAACUUCAAUACCUUUGGAUUUAGAAGGUAUUGGACAAGAAAUUGCCAAAAAAUGUGGGGGGUUGCCAUUAGUUGCAAGUGUAAUUGGAGGAACAUUGAGUCGUGAAAUGAAGACAGAUAAGUGGCAAGAGAUUCUUGAUGAUGAAGCAUGGAUGUUGCAAGAUGAAAAUAAGAAGAUUUUAUCUGUGCUGAAAAUGAGUUUUGAUCGUUUGCCUUCAUCCUUUUUAAAAAAGUGCUUCUCUUAUUGUUCAAUUUUUCCCAAGGAUGCUGUCAUUUUCAAAGAUGAUUUAAUUCAACUCUGGAUGGCUCAAGGGUUUGUUCACAGAUCUAAUGGAGGCCUCGUGGAAAUGGAGGAUAUUGGUGACGAGUACUUCAAUGAGUUGUUAUCUAAUGCUUUAUUCCAAGAUAUUGAAUUGGAUUUUUAUGGAAAUAUUGAAUCUUGCAGAAUGCAUGAUCUAGUGCAUGAUCUUGCAUUGCUUGUUUCAAAAGGUGAAACCUUGAUUUGGGAUACCAGUUGCAACAUGGAUGACCAAAAUUGUAGUACUAUUCGACAUUUAAGAGUCAAGUCUGAUGGAAAGGAUCUUCCAACCAUUCCAAAAAGUAUUGCUCAAAGGUUGCAUUCUUUGUUUUCGGAGGUUGGUGUCUUCUGUAGCAUGGCAUCAGAUCUUAAAAGCUUGAGAUCUUUAAAAUUAAUGAGAGAUAAGGAAAAGGAGUUGCCAGAUUCUCUCGGAAAAUUGAAGCAUUUGAGGUACCUUGACAUCUCAAGAACUAAUGUCAUAGCAGUACCAAAAUCCUUCUCUAAGCUCUAUAAUUUGCAGACUUCAAAAUUUACCGACGGCUAUUAUGUUGAAAAGCUUCCCAAGCUUCCCAAUGGCAUGGCAAAUCUCAUCAGCUUGAGGCAUAUCUAUUCUGAUCAUCCAUGGGAUAUAUCCAUUAUGCAGUUAACUUCCCUUCGAACACUACUAUCACCCUUUGUUGUCGGCACAAAAAAGGGAUGCCAGAUUGAAGACCUUGGAUGCAUAACCAAACUUGGAGGAAAACUAGAGAUUUUGAAGCUCGAAUAUGUAAGAUCCAAAUCAGAAGCCUCUAAAGCAAACCUGAAAGAAAAGACAAAAUUGCAUCAAUUGCAAUUAUGCUGGAAUAGUCGGCAUGAAAGAGCAGUCAACAAUAACAACAAUGAUGAAGAGGUUCUAGAAAGCCUUCAGCCUCAUUCAACUUUGAAAAGCCUCACUAUUGAUGGUUACAUAGGAAAGAGGUUUCCAUCUUGGAUGGUGAAUGAUGUCAAUAGUUCUGGUUCUUCAUUCCUUCUUGACAACAUGGCCUCGCUUGAAUUAUUGAUCUUGUUCGGAUGGGAUAAACUAAAGUCUCUGCCACAUCAGCUUCGACAUCUCACUGCCCUCAAGCAAUUGAUGUUAGAGAACUUCAAUGGCCUAGAAGCUUUGCCAGAGUGGUUGGGAGACCUCUCUUCUCUUCAUAGGCUGGAGAUCUUGAAUUGCUCUAAUUUGACUCAUUUGCCUUCUAUUGAAGCCAUGCGACGCCUCUCCAACUUACAAUAUCUUUGCAUUUGGGAUUGUCCUAAAUUGAAGAAAAGAUGCGCCAAAAAGAGGGGCCUCGAAUGGUCCAAGAUAGGCCUCGAAUGGUCCAAGAUAUCCCACAUUCACAAUAUCAGUAUAGAUUGGGAGGACGUGAGGCAGGGGGAAUGCAAAUUCUCCAUGGGCCUCAGAGUUCAUCCAAAGCUAGCAUCAAUCAUUCCAGUAGCCAUCGCCGAAUUGUGAACUCAUGCAUAAUCAAAUGCUUAGAUUAGCCAACUGUAAAUUUCUGAUGGAGUAGAAGACUGGCAAGACUGACAAUCAAAAGCUUUCAUUUUUAAGGCAAUCUAAUUUUCCUGCUCUGAAACCAAAAAUAUCAUGAUGACUGGAGGGUGAUUUUCAUGCUGGGGACCCAACCAGAUGAGUGGUCCUCUCUUUGAGUUGUUGAUGCUCAUAAACAGAUUUAGCUAUUCUACAGCCGUGUAGUUUUUGAAUUAUGACCACAUUUUGAGGCGCAAGUUUACUGGUAUAUAGACUUCUGUCUUGCUGAUCAAAGUCUUGAGCUGUCUCAGAUUGCCAAUUUAAGUGGACUGCCCUGCAAAGGGUCUUGUGGUUUUAUGGUAGAAUAUCUCUUUCAACUGCCAACAACUGAAGAAGAUGACAUGCAAUCAACAAAUGGAGGGAAGUGAAACUGACAAUCAGAUCCCUGUGCACCAAGUUAUUGCAUGUAGGACGGUCUCAAUGGCAUCAAUGUGGUUAUGAUAGAGUUAUAACUCCGGAUUUAUCAAACAAUGGCUUAAUCAGAGAAGUGCAAAACUUUUGUCUCAGCUAGUCUUAUUGAAGAAAAUGAGGAGAUGGGGAAUGCAAUGAAAACAGAAUGAUUGGAGUUGGAAUUCAGUAUAUUUCAGUGUUCAUCAAAGCUUUGAAAACAUUUUUGAGAGUGCAUGUAGCAGUUCAUAAUUUGUUUCGUUUAGAUUCAUGUCUUGAAGCAGAUGUGAACAAGAUUAUAUGCUUCACUUUCUAAAAUGCAAGGAGCAAUUGGAGAUAUAUGAACGAGAAAAAAGAGUACACCAAAAGAAAAGUGCCUCUGUUCUUUGCCUUGGGAAGCUAUGGCAGAAAUCUACUGCGGCUCAUUAAGUGUCUUCAAGCAGAUGCUGUAAUAUGUUUCAUCGUCUGAACUUAUGCCUGUUUCAUUCUCAUUUGUUCUCCAUUUUCCUGUUGUAUUACUUGGUUUCUCUUUCCUUUUGCUGUUCUUGUGAUUGUUUGAAGAUGAUUUUGCAACACUCUCUUGAUAUGGUGGAGCUAUUUUUCAUGGACCGGAGGUCCCGUGGUUUUUACUCUUCGAUUUGAAGGGGUUUUCCAUGUAAAAAUUGUGCUGUCUCCUAUGUGUGUUCAUUUGCUUGAGCCAUUUUCAUUUGUUUACAUGUUUAAUUACUGUCGUAUUUGUUGAUCUGAAAAAGAAACUAAUCUCAUAAAC
Messenger RNA from Rubroshorea leprosula, 4120 nucleotides. Lineage: Eukaryota; Viridiplantae; Streptophyta; Magnoliopsida; Malvales; Dipterocarpaceae. The record is from the annotation of a GenBank genome assembly.